Messenger RNA from Peromyscus californicus insignis, 2815 nucleotides. It is a transcript of the gene Aplf, whose product is annotated as aprataxin and PNKP like factor. Gene Ontology annotation, biological process: double-strand break repair. Gene Ontology annotation, cellular component: site of double-strand break; nucleus. Bases 213 to 1745 code for a protein of 510 amino acids. The transcript is spliced from 10 exons. The record is from RefSeq and is a predicted model, not a curated record. NCBI's taxonomy places the organism in Eukaryota, Metazoa, Chordata, Mammalia, Rodentia, Cricetidae. Gene Ontology annotation, molecular function: protein binding; 3'-5' exonuclease activity; DNA-(apurinic or apyrimidinic site) endonuclease activity.
AGCUCCAGCUUUUAAGGAGUAGUUUGGCGGUGAGCUGACGGGGAGUCCCUGCUUGAGUCACUGGCUUGCGUGGCGUGGUGAUUCCGGAAAGGGAGGAGGCUCGCUCACCAGUGAAGGAGCCUCAGGUCUCACACCCCUCCGGGACAUGCCCCGUGUGUCUCGUGGUGGUGGCUGCGAGGCAUCUCCUGGCGAAGAAACCUGCUGUCAUCGCCAUGUCUUUGGACUUCUUUCUGCAGCCUCUGGAUGGCGGUCCCCGGGUGCCCGUGGGGCCGGGGCAGACGGUGAUAGGCCGCGGGCCUCUGCUGGGAAUAACAGACAAAAGAGUAUCCAGAAGACAUGCCAUUCUAGAGGUGGUGGGUAGUCAGCUUCGAAUCAAACCAAUCCAUACAAAUCCGUGUUUCCAUCAGUCCUCUGAGGAGAGCCAGCUCUUGCCAAUGAAGACACACGUGUGGUGCUGGUUGAAUCCUGGGGAUAGCUUUUCCUUGUUACUCAACAAGUACUCUUUCCGUGUUUUCUCUCCACAAGCUGAGGUGGAAAUGGAGUGUACUUUAAGGAACAGUCAAAUACUUGAUGAAGAUGACGUGUUGAGUGAGAUGCAUAAGUCCCCUGUGAUUAAGCUGCCUGAUGAGACAACCAGUGCUUCACGGCUGCAAGGAAGCCCUGAACUAACCAAGUGUGCUGCCGUCGAGACUCCGUCCUCUUCAGGUGCACGUGGAGAUGGCAGUGGGCACCAGCCACACCCUGCCCAGAGGAAAAGAAUCCUCCCAGCUUGGAUGUUAGAAAAUUUAAGUGAUCAAAACCUUUCAGCACCUGUUACGGGUGGAGAUAAGGAUGUCAUCCAGAGGAGUGGAGAAGAAGGAACCUGCAAAGAUAAAACUCCAGUAAACAGAACAUGGCAUGGAAGAAAGCGAUUAAUUUCACUAGGAAAUUCAGAAAGUAUGUCAGCAGAACAGGAUCCUGGGAAAAAAUGUAAAAGUUCUGAUCAAGAAGGACCAUUUGUUUCAUCCAAGGAAGUUCCAGAAUCAUUGUCUUCAAUCACAUUAGGUGAUCCAGAUCCAGAUACUGUGAAGAUGAGUGAACCGAACACCGCAGUUCCAAUAGAGGAGCUUGGCGAGGUUUCUAGACAUAAAACUGUCAGCCAAGCAACAACAGAUGGAGAGGGGGAGACAGUGAGCCGUCCUGAGAGUCAUUCAAGCGUCCAAAGGAAGUCACCUCCCGAGACAUCGCAAGGGUUCUGUCCUGAGUCCAGCUCUGCUCCCUCCAGUCCUGAUGCUUCGCACACAGUGGCUGAUUCAGUUCUAGGCUGUUCAGAAGGAAGCAAGGUCCGGAGGGCGUCCUGCAUGUAUGGGACUGACUGCUACAGGAAGAAUCCUCUCCAUUUUCAACAUUUCAGCCACCCUGGUGAUAGUGAUUAUGGAGAUGUACAAGUCACAGAUGAAGGUGUAACUGGUGACAGGCCUGAGUGUCCCUAUGGGGCAUCUUGUUACAGGAAGAACCCCCAGCACAAGAUGGAAUACAGACACAGUGCACUUCCGGUCAGAGUGGCUCUAGAUGAAGAUAGUGAUGAUGUUGGGCGGCCCAGUGAGAAGGACCCGAAUGACAGCUUUGCUGACGACGAGGAUGAGGAAGAAGGAUAUGAGCCGACAGAUGAGGAUUCAGACUGGCAACCAGGAGAGGAUGAUGAGAAGGAAGAUGUGGAAGAGCUUUUGAAAGAAGCAAAAAGGUUUAUGAAGAGGAAAAAGUAACUUUUCUACAAUAAUAUAAAACUCAGAUUUGCUUUUUCUUUAUGGGAAACAUCCAGAAACUGAGUAGGCACUUCAGUAAUCAUUUACUUCUUUUAAUAGUUCUCUGCACUUGAAACACCAGCCAUCAGUGAAGUAGGUGGACUUUAUGUGAUUGCCUGCUUGGUGUCUAUUUAAUUCAUCUGUCAGUGGAAGCAGGUCACGAGGUUAGGCAGGGACUGAUAUUUUUCAUAUACUUUACAUACUGCGAAUAAAAGCCAUAGGUUGUACACACCUUUGACCUUUGUAGUGUACUAUGCAAGCUUAUCCAGGCAACCGCAGAACUGUGGGAGGCAUAGCCCUCCACUGCUGUUUAGAGUCCCCCCCCCUCCCCCCAAAGCUCGACUUGAUCAAAAUGACAGCCAUGCAGUGUCUGGUAUUUUUCUAAUUCAUUAGAUGUGGCUUGUGAUUUCAUUCAUGCUUUUGUCCUUUGGAUCCUGGGGAAAUUAUGAACCAACCGAUGAUGGAAAUGAUCUUGUUAUCCCAUAGGGAAGCGAUGCUCACCUUGCAGGGAAAUGCUUUCUGCACACCCCACAACUUCAGCUCUUUUCACAUCAUGCCCUUCUUGAUUACUUCACUUGCACUGUGUAGCUUUACACUUAGGCUGCAGAAAAGCUUCUGGCCAUAGUUUUCUCAGAGAGUCUCCUCAGCUUGGCCGAGAGGGGAAAGUUCCCUGCCAUGGUUAGGGUUCUGGCCUCUAAGAAGGCCCUGCUCCAAGUUAAUGAGGUACAUCUCCUCACUCCUGCCCUUGAACCAAGCUCUCAGUAGCUCUUCAUUUUAGGCAGCUUAGAGUUUCUAGGAGCGCAGUUUUCACUGUGAGCGGAGUCUACACACAGAGCUGGAGUGUAUCAUCAUGAAGCAGUGAGCUGGAAACACCGUGUCAUGCUUUAAGAGGAAACAAAAUGCGCGUCUUAGAAGAACAGAAGGUGUUGAGUAUGGUUUCUUAGUAUAUAUGAGUCUCUCCAUGUAAUUGUACAAUGUUAAAUUUUACUUAAACUAAAGAAGGACAAAAUAAAUAUUUCUCUAUACUCUUA